AUGUCGUAUCUGGAAAUUGUAGCUGCUUCAUUGUUUCUAUUCAUAACUAAUACCAAACAGGAUGACAUUGGUUAUUUCUGGCAUUUAACUGAUAUUCACUGUGAUCUACACUAUGUAAAUAAAUCAUGUAAUCUUCCAUAUGGUAAUUACUCUUGUGAUUCUUCGCCAAAUCUUGCUUUAUCCGCAAUCAGUGCAACCAGGGAACUUUUUGCUAAGAAACCUGAUUUUGUCAUUUGGAGUGGUGAUAAUGGACCUCAUGAUGACAGUGUAUCAUCUGAACAACUUCUUGAUGGUAUCCGAUUGCUUAGUAAAGCAAUGAAACAAGCAUUCCCUAUAGAUGAAGUCUAUAUCCUGCCUGUUUUAGGUAAUCAUGAUGUUAUACCAGCAAAUAAUAUGGAGGUGACAUUGAAUAGUCGAUCACGUACUACAUGGUGUCAUAAACUUGGAGAUGAUUUACAAUUAUGGGGUGAAUGGAUUAAUCAUCCACAAAAACAUUUAACCUCUCCAGUAUCACUACAAAGUUCAUCAAAUUUUCCAAGAGCUAAUUUCUCACAGACUUGUUUCUUCUCUCAUCAUCUUGUAAAUAUUGGUGCAUAUAAUCAGUAUGAUUAUGAUCAACGGAUGAAUAGUACACGUAGAACUAAUCUAAUUCUAAUUAGUUUAAAUGGUUUAAUAUGGUAUCAAGGAAAUAUAUUGGCCAAUGAUGAAGAUCAUGAUCCUUUAGGUCAACUGGAUUGGCUUCAAAAGACAUUUCAAUGGGCAAGGAAACAAAAAGCGAAGAUUCUUCUUGUAAGUCAUUUUCCACCUGGUGCAUCAGAAAAUACUCCACAAUCAUAUCAAUUUCUUCGACCAAUUAUAAAUGAUCAAUUUGUUAAUUUAUUGAUUGAAAAUGCUGAUUUAUUAAUGGCUGGAUUAUUUGCUCAUGAACAUGUGGACAGUUUUCGAUUAUUGGUAACAAAAUCAAAUAUAUCAGUGGCUUCAUUAUUUCUUAUGCCAUCAAUUUCACCGCUUCUAUUGAAUGGAUUAGGUGAUUUCAAUCCACGUAUACGAUUAUAUCGUUAUAAACGUUCAACAAUGAAAUUAUUAGGUUAUGCACAAUAUUAUUUUAAUUUAGAAAAACAAUUAUCACUAAUUAAUCAUUCUAUAUUGAAUAAUUGGCAAUUAGAAUAUGAUACAUUGACUACUUAUCAUAUGAAUGAUUUAUCACCGAGAUCAUUAACAAUAUUAUACAAUAAUUUUAUGAAAGAAGAUAAUAAUUAUUGGUCAUAUUAUUGGCAAUAUGAAUUAGGCGGUAGACAACAUUUAUCAUUUCAAUCGAAUUAUUUAACAAAUGAUACCGGUUUAUGCCCUCGUGUAAAAUCUCAAUGUCGUUGUGAUCAUUUAUGUGCAAUACGUAAUCUUCUGUUGAAUAAUCUAAUUGAAUGUCUUCAAUUAUGUAAAGAUAUCAAUUAUACUCUACAUAAUAAUAAUAAUAAUAAUAAUAAUAAUAAUAAUAAUAAUAAUAAUAAUGGUGAUAAUGUAUUGCACAAUUCAUUACUUACAGUUAUUCUAUCUGAUCAUAUUAAUUAUAGUAUAUACUUGAAUCGAUCAAUUAUUAAUCAGAUAAGUAUUACUAAUAGUAGUGAACGUAGUAGUCUACCAUAUAUUAUUGGUGUAAUUGUUGCCUUUCUAGUCAUAUUAAUCGGUAUUGUAUUAAUUGUUAAUCGUGAAGUAUGUAAUCGUCAUCGAGGUUAUCAACAACGUCGAUCAUUAUUGACUAGUAUUAUUCAUGGUGGUGGUGGUGGUGCGUUGAAUACACUUAAUGGUGGAUUACCAAUCACUUCAUUUCUUCAAGGCACUCGUACUCCUCGUACUACUACUAAUAAUAAUAACAAUGGUGGUGGUGGUGUGAAAUCUACCCGAAUAAAUGAUCAUUAUGGUAUAGGUGGAUCAUGUAUUGAAUUGCAUACAUCUUUUAAUCCAUCCUAUGAUAAUUUAUAUCCUUAUUACUUCAAUAAAUCAAUGUCAUCUUUAAAUGGUCAUGAUUUCUCCAAUACUGAUGGUCGUGGUCGUCGUGGUGAUGAUGAUGAUGAUGAUGAUAGCGGUCGAAACCAACAAACAGAUGUUAUUAUCAAUCAAUAUGGUAUUAUUAGUAAUGGUUUACCAUCAGAAAUUCUAUCACCAACGCAUAUGAUAUCAUAUUAUGGAAAAAAUAAUCGUAAUAGUACUACUACUAACAGCAGUAGUUGUUGUAGUAGUAGUAGUAAUAGUAAUCAGUGUAGAACUAUACAAGAUUAUAUUGGUAAAAGGUAUUCUGUACCAGAUUAUACUCAUUUUACAAGAAGUUAUCCAUUAAAGCCUCCUUAUAUGUAUAUCACUACAACAGGAAAGAAUAAUAAUCAUAAUAAUGAACAGGUAGAGAAUAAAAUUCAUAUGCAUGGUGAGAAAAGUAAUACAACAUGUGAACAAUCUUCAAAUUAUCAUCAAUAUAUAUCAUCAACUAAUCAACAAAUUGAUAUUACUUGUCUACCAGAAGAUUAUUAUGCGGAUGAUGAAGCAUUUGCUGAUGAAGAUAACAAUGAAUUGAAUCAUAAUAAUUAUUAUAUUCAUCAAAAUAAUGAUUAUACUAAUCAUAAUGAACAAUACUUAUCAUCAAAAAAUAAUUAUAAUCAUAUAAAUAUUGGUAAGAAGUUAAGAUUGAAAUCGAAACCAAUUAAGUAUAAUCAUCAUCAUGAUGAUCAUGAUGAGAAUAUUUGUAAUAGACAAGGCGUGAAAUUCACAGAAGAAGUAGGAGAUUCUAUUGAUGAUCAAGAAUCUCAACUUCUAGAUAAUGAUGGUGAUGAUGAUGAUGAUGAUGUGAAACUUGAUGGUGUAAAACAUUUGAAAGAUCGAAAAUUCACCUUUUUUCGAUCUAAAUUAAAUGAUAUCGAUGUAUAUAAUAAGCAUUCAUCUAUAUUAUCGCAUAGUCAAUCAGCGGUUAUCAAUCAAUCGACUAUUAAAAAUAAGGCCAAUAAUAAUAAUAAUGAUAAUAAUAAUAGUAAUCUUGGCAACUGUUCAACAUCUUCUUUAAUCAUUUUACCAAAUGAGUUAAAUAUUAAUCAGCUGAAUGAUAUACAACACUGUCAUCAAGUAGACCAACAGACAUCUCAGUCGAGUUAUACAUCACCUUCUAGAUGUCUACCAAAAUCUUCAUCAUCGAUAACAACAAUCCUUCAUCAUCAACAAUAUCCAAUUUCUUCUAAUAUUCCCCAGACAAUUGAUUUACCUUCUCCACCUUCUAUACAACAACAACAACAACAACAACAACAACAGAAGUUGUUCAACAUAUCUUCUUUACGAUAUCAUCAUAAAUCCUUAAAACAUAAAGAUAAUAAAACAUUACUGAAUUGUGAUCAUGAUCCUAUCAUCACUACUACUACUACUACUAUUACUACUGUUAAUGAUGUGAUCAGUAGUCCUACUCCUUCUUUAUCAAUAAGCGCCAGUGAUGGUGGUGGUGGUGGUGGUGGUUCAUCACCUUCUCAGUUGCCUACCUAUGAUUAUGUUCGAAUGUCAAGUUAAUACAAUCAACUAUAUUGAUGAUCAUGUAUUGAUUUUUCCAUUAAAAAUAUACUUAUUGUUAUUUUAUCCCUUACUUCUCCAUGAAUGUGUGUGUGUGUGUAUGUGUCUAUCUAUAUUCUGUGCUCAAUCCAUCCUUUGUUUAUUUUUGUGGUUUUUGUAUGUUGUUCAAUGAUGUCAUUGUAUGUGUAUGUCUUUACACACCGAACAUGUACAUGAGUACGCACACACACACACAUCACAUGACAUCCAUCUGUUUUCCUCUUCUUGUUAUUUCUUUGUUGUCAAAGGUUUCAGGAGAUUUUAAAACCUUGUUCUCUUGAGACUUUAACACUUCUAUGCAUGUGUCUAUGUGUGUCUGUGUUCCUUUAUAUGCGCCCCCCACAUAUGUUUGAUUGAAGCGUUUUGUCUUCAUUUCCUCCCAAUCAUUUACCAUCCAUGACACCACAAUCAGUCAAUAUGUUUUUUUCUGUGUUCUUUUUUUCUUUGUACAAAUUUGUAUCCGAUAUACGGGGUGGUGUUUCAGGUUCGAAACCUUCCACUUCAUGCCCCUCCCUCAUCCAUUAUCGGGAUGUACUAGUUAUCUUUUAUGCAAUCUUUCUAUAUUGGCAUAUUCCUCUAAACAUGUCUGAUGCACCGAUUUUCUGUGGUAGUUGCCGAGACUGAGACAAUAAAAAAUUAUUAUUGUGUAUUAUACCCCUGUGAAAUUGCUCUGUAGCACAAAAUUCUAUUCAACGUUAUCUAUUUAUGUAGACACAUAUACACAUAUGUAUGUGUAAUUCUGCUGUACAGAUUCUCCAGAUGAAAUCAAUAAAUGAUCAGUGUAUUUCG
Molecule: messenger RNA, 4368 nt
Organism: Heterobilharzia americana
Lineage: Eukaryota; Metazoa; Platyhelminthes; Trematoda; Strigeidida; Schistosomatidae
Source: the annotation of a GenBank genome assembly